This is a messenger RNA of Penicillium samsonianum, 849 nucleotides long. Its product is annotated as putative LaeA-like methyltransferase. The transcript has 4 exons. The record is from RefSeq and is a predicted model, not a curated record. NCBI's taxonomy places the organism in Eukaryota, Fungi, Ascomycota, Eurotiomycetes, Eurotiales, Aspergillaceae. The coding region runs from base 1 to 849 and encodes 282 amino acids.
AUGGGUGGCAUUUCUCGUCCAGUUUACCUGCUGGAUCGAGAUCAGGCGGAGACUAAACGUCUCAAUGACCAACAUCGCUUUCUCGUCGAACUCUCCAACCUCAUUCACCCGUCGAUUCCAAGAGAUCUUACAGCAGUAGCUGACUUGGGUACUGGCACUGGCGUCUGGCUCGAAGAUGUCGCCAAAUUUCUCCCCAACAAGUCAGUCUACCUCCACGGCUUCGAUAUCUCCUCAGCCCAAUACCCGCAAGGCCACCAGAUCCAACGACCUGGCCAAAAGCCAAUCCCACUAAGCGUCCACGAUGCACUGCGCCCAUUCCCAGAAGAGCACCGUGGCCGAUACGAUCUCGUGCACAUCCGACUCCUAACAGCAGGCCUGAAACAAGCCGAUUACAUACGGGUACUCGCCAACGCGCGCGCUUUACUAAAACCAAACGGCUGGAUCCAAUGGGAAGAAGUCGACCACACAGCCUUCUGCACAGAUGCAACACCGGAGCCGACAGCGAUAACCCGACUGCGGGAAUGCGUGAUCGAGGCCAUGCUGAAACUAGGCCUAUGGCCAUUUGCUCCACAGCGCGUGUACGACGAGAUCUCUGCGAACGGGUUCGCCGAUGUCGUCCGUGAGACCUACACGACUGCUGGGAAGGACCAUAUGCGGCCUUUCGCGCAGAAAUGGGUCGCGGGUGUGAUGCGUGCGCUGGCCCCGCCUUCUAUAGUUGUUACUGGUCAAGCUGAGGAUAUCGUGCAGGCACGUGGGAUUGUUGACGGGUUGGUUCGCCAGUUUGAGGCGCAUUGUCAGAAUGCGACGGCGCUGGUUAACUUUGGGGUUACGGUUGCCAGGAAGGUUUAG